AGCUAUUCGUUCAUCGAAGAUUCAUAGAAGCAGAAUAUAAUUUUGAGGACGCGUGGAAAGUGGGGAUAACUAAUCGCUGAACUUGCGUUUACAACAAGACUCGAGUGUCUGUCGUAAUUAAUUAAGCUAAUGACUGAGGCUCCGGGUUUUAUCGUACAUCACAGACAAGAAAUCAUGUAGGAUGAAUGGCGCCCCGCCAUUAAGCCGACUGCAGUAGUAAUCCAGUGCAACGUCGAGUGGUAUCGCACAAGUAGACAUGUCACUUGUUGAAUCCUACAUUCUUUUAGCGACCGCCUUCGUAUCAGCGUACGCGCAUCCGCAAAACACGUUAUUAAACGACGUGGAAACGGUCAUCAAAUCGGUUUUUAAGGCAGCACGAGAACCAGCAACGUUUAAUUUGUAUACCAGGGAGAAUCCUUUCGGCGAGGAACAAUUAUUCUUGAAUAAUACAGAAGUCCUUUAUGCAUCUCACUUUAAUGAAAGUCGUCCAACGAAGUUUAUCGUUCAUGGAUUUAGCGACACUGGUAAUGAAGCAUGGGUACGAGGACUCAUAGACGCUUACUUGUUACACGAAGAUGUGAAUGUAAUAGUCGUUGGUUGGGGUAUAUUGGCAGCAGAUGUUUAUCCUGUGGCUGCUAACAAUACACGCAAAGUAGGAGAAUUCUUUGGGGAUUUUCUCGAAUUUCUUAACAGAGAAUCGAAUCUCGAAUACAAGGACGUUCAUAUUAGCGGUCAUAGUUUGGGUUCACAUGUAGCAGGUUUUGCUGGGGCUUAUCUCGAUGGUCGUAUCGGCCGAAUAACUGGUCUGGAUCCUGCUAGUCCUCUUUUUGAAACGAUCUCAGGAAUCGUUGAUCCAGAAUUUCGAUUGGAUCCUACGGAUGCACAAUUUGUCGAUGUUAUACAUACUAGUGGACCAGCUUUUGGAUUUUUAGCACCUUUAGGUCAUGCUGAUUUUUAUCCCAAUAAUGGUGAAUUCCCACAACCUGGAUGUUCUUUCUUACCAACGACCACCUAUUGCAGUCAUUCUCGUGCACAUCAGUUCAUGACAGAGAGCAUCGGUAGUACUGCAGGAUUUAAGGCAAGAACCUGUGAGAGUUGGGAAAAAUAUAAGGAAGGUCGUUGCAAUUACAAUCCGAUUGUCUUGAUGGGAGAAUACGCAUCCACAUCAUUACGAGGCAGAUUCUAUUUGUCUACCAACAAUGAACCACCAUUCGCAAUAGAAUGAGAAAGGACACGGAUAUCGAAUUUGAAAAAGAAAGCAAUAACGAUCGUGUAUAUAUAUGCGAUUAAAUAAUCAGUACUAGUCAUUUGUAAGUUACUUUAUUUAUGUAGACUUACGUGUUUGCUUACGCGUUAUGUACGCAUGCAUGUACCUCAAUUUUCAUUCGGAUCUCCAAAACGUUUCAUAGCGUUUGAUUGAAGCCGAAAAAAAAAAUUAAAAUAA
Molecule: messenger RNA, 1444 nt
Organism: Vespa mandarinia (Asian giant hornet)
Lineage: Eukaryota; Metazoa; Arthropoda; Insecta; Hymenoptera; Vespidae
Product: pancreatic triacylglycerol lipase
Biological process (GO): lipid catabolic process
Molecular function (GO): serine hydrolase activity; lipase activity
Source: RefSeq, a predicted model, not a curated record